UUAGCCGUCUCUUUACCCUGCUGCGUUGAAAACCUAUCUCAAUGACGUAGAGGACGAAAUCGAGGCUUGGAUAAGAAGAAACACAGACAUGUUUGUAGCAAACUUGAGUGUACCUUUUCCAAGUGAUAAGGAGGCAGAGAUAGCUUAUCAUAGCUUGAGAGUUGAUGUCGAACCAAGUCGUGGAGGGACUGAAAAAGUUCUGAGUGUAGAAGAAAAUACUCUGUCUGUAAAAAUUGUUGCAAAAGAAGCUCGGCAGCUGAGAGUAAGUGUAAACUCCUUCUUUGACCUGCUGAUCUUGGUUAUCAAGACACUAGAAAGAUUUGGACCUCCUGUAGACUCAAAGUGAGAGUCAACAUAGAUAAUAUUGU
Messenger RNA from Limulus polyphemus (Atlantic horseshoe crab), 368 nucleotides. RefSeq names its product EKC/KEOPS complex subunit LAGE3-like (gene Tcs6). The record is from RefSeq and is a predicted model, not a curated record. Lineage: Eukaryota; Metazoa; Arthropoda; Merostomata; Xiphosura; Limulidae. The transcript is spliced from 3 exons. Gene Ontology annotation, cellular component: EKC/KEOPS complex. Bases 89 to 346 code for a protein of 85 amino acids.